This is a messenger RNA of Ostreococcus tauri, 2490 nucleotides long. RefSeq names its product unnamed product. Bases 1 to 2490 code for a protein of 829 amino acids. Lineage: Eukaryota; Viridiplantae; Chlorophyta; Mamiellophyceae; Mamiellales; Bathycoccaceae. The record is from RefSeq and is a predicted model, not a curated record. The transcript has a single exon.
AUGUCGCCUGACGUCGCCGACGAUGACGUCGAGCAACGCGAUGCGCGCGCGGACGCUCUGGCAACGAAGGACGGUGCAGAACACGGCGCGCGAGCGGUGAGCGAGUCGAUGGAAUCCCAGACACGCCUGGACGUGGACGUGGACGACGCUGAACGCACACAGAACGCGACGGACGUGGAAGAGGCGAAGAAAGUGGGUGAUGAGGAGGCGCGACGUGCGCUCGAGCGCGCGCCCGAUCGGGAACGGAGACUCGAGGCCGUGGUAAGAGACGAAGAAAUCAACGCGGAGGACGUUUUGAGCGACGAGGCGCCGCCGGGACUGGAAGACGAUGAAGAGACAGCGGACGGCGACUUAGAGGCGCGAGCGGUCGCAGCGGCGAUUUCAGGGGUGAGGAUCGACGGACGAGUGACUCGGACGUUCGGAGUUCUCAUCCCUAACACGACGACGACGGCUGCGUCAAACGAAAGUCAAAUUUCCAUAGCCAGGCGCCGAGCCAAGGCGAGCGCAUCUUUAGCGUGGCGCACGCGUCUCGAGUCCCUGGCGCCGGAUGAAUCGAGCGAUCAGGUGGAACGUACGAUAGACAUACGGGCGAGAACGUACGAGGAGACGACGAGCAAGUACAUAAACAUGAGCUAUUUUGAAAAGAGAGUGGCGCCGUUGAUGACGCACCCCGAUGGACGACGGAACGAUACGACGGCUCGCGUCGCUCGAUGGAUCUUUGGCGAGCAGUACAUCAAGAGAGAUGGUUUCGUCGACGAAGAGAGCGAUGAAGAGAUAGAAACGACCGGUGAGAAUAAGAUAGAGGACGAUGUGGAGAAGCAGAGCGAUAGGCCGGCGGAAUCCAACUCCGCGUGUGGAUGGUGUUUCGGCACGACGACGCCUACGAAAGUGGUCGAAAAGCCGGUGAUUGAGCACGCUGACGACGUUGAGUCAGAGUCAGAGCGUCGGAAGCCAAAGCCCAAGAAAUUUGAUAUCACCGUGGCAACGCAAGAUUUGCUUCACAAGCAGAAUGAGUGCGCUCGAUUAGAGGCGAGUUGCCUUCAAAUUUUUGCCGAUAUGAAGCGCACCGCUCGGGAUCUGCAAGGGACAUUUUCGCGGACGAUGAUGAAGACCGAUCCUCGCGCGAUUGAGCUGCAGAGCACAAUCAAGAUGAUGGAGAUAGAUCUGAAGAGGAUGCUGUUCAAUCGAGACGCGCUGCAAGUCGAAAUCUCAAAGCUUCAAAAGCAAAUAGCCGACGAUGAGAGUAUGAAAGCACCAGAAGUCGUCGUCGUGGAGAAGGAUGAGAUUUCUGAACUUUACGUGAACGAUCCUUUCGAGACAUUUGGCGGUCGCAACGGCGCGGCGCCUGUCGUUCUCUUCCUAGCCCUCGCGCCCUUGUACCUGUGGACACACUACGAGUGGACGCAAACCAACCGCGUCACAAAACUCUCACUCAAGCAACGCUCGAGCGAGGAAAACCCCAUAUCGAGCGUGUACUUUUACAAUCCCUUGAUGGUACCCGGAGCGUGCCGAUUACGCCUUUCGGCGAGUAACGUCGAGCUCUUCGCUCUGCUCUUGGCCGUGCAAAGCUUGGUGAGCUUCAAGAUCUGGGUCGCCUCUCAAUCCGUGUACGAGCAUGAAGAUUUCCUGACGACGUAUCAGUACAUGGUGAUCACGUCUUUCUUUUCAGUCGCGCGACCGUGCAACAACGCGACGAUUUACUCGUUGCGGAGAAGUAAGAGACGAGCGCGCGAGCGAUUCACGCAAACUCUUUGGAAGGAAGACGAGUACGAACGUGUGCCGAUCGACAGCACCAAACGACUAUUCGCUCCGAACGAGUUCAUCGGAACGAGCGAAGCUGCCUUUGACGUUGCCAGCGUAGAAGACCACGAGGAAUUCAGUAGUCGUCGGAAAAUCGAGCUGGAUGAGGAUGAAGCCAAGGAUUCGUUGAAAAUACGCAUCAUGACGGAACUUCGCGAGGAAGGAGGACGGUUUGACGACGCUUGGAGGCGCGAGGAGGAAUUCGACGAGCCGUCGACCUCAGACUCGGGAGGGAGCGGAGACGCGGAUAGAAGAACAAAUGCAUUUUCAGAAUACAUAAAAAGCUCGCUCACGGGCUCGGAAGCGGUUCUAGAAGAAGGCGACCCAAGAUACGAAGAGCUUCGAAAAGAAUACGUCUUGAAAGCUCGGGCAGAGCGUAAGGCAGAGCAAGGCCAGAGUGGCGCGCGUUCAAUCUUCGACGUUUCCGGCUCGCUCAAUUCACUCCUGUCUCGUGGCGAGGCGCAGACGGACACCGCACGUCCGAGUAUUACGCAGAAUCUCGAAGAGCAACAACAAUCACGUCUGAACAUUGACGAAGCGGAUUCGGUUCUGCGAGCGGUGUCUUUUAUGAGCGCGAAACAUAAAAAGAAGGCGGGUGGAGGGAAGAAAUAUUGGCCGAACGGCACCGCUCCCGCGGAUGAAUCAAAGGUCGCGCGCGCCGUCGCAGAUGACGACGACGCUGAAGGGUGA